Messenger RNA from Dioszegia hungarica, 1272 nucleotides. RefSeq names its product histone acetyltransferase type B catalytic subunit. Lineage: Eukaryota; Fungi; Basidiomycota; Tremellomycetes; Tremellales; Bulleribasidiaceae. Gene Ontology annotation, cellular component: nucleus. The record is from RefSeq and is a predicted model, not a curated record. The coding region runs from base 1 to 1272 and encodes 423 amino acids. Gene Ontology annotation, biological process: subtelomeric heterochromatin formation. The transcript is spliced from 8 exons. Gene Ontology annotation, molecular function: histone binding; histone H4 acetyltransferase activity.
AUGGCCGAAGGCAUGGAAGAAUGGCUGUGCGACUCGAACGAGGCGGUGAGCCUGCAGAUGGUCCGCUCCGAGGAGGACAGCGCCGCUCUGGCAGGGGACGACCUGAUCGCCCUCGCCCCCUUCUCCCCCGCCUUCACCUACCCCAUCUUUGGCGAGCACGAGAAGAUAUUCGGGUACAAAGGCCUGGAAGUACAGCUCCAAUUCGCCUCGGGGAGCCUGAAGCAGUACCUCUCCAUCAAUCAGGACGAGGUGUUGCAGUCCGCCACGCCAGCGGACGAUAUCGAGGGGAAGUUGUACGAGUUCAUCCCGAAGGACUAUACCAAGUCCGAGGAGAGCUUCCAGGAGGUGGUAGAGCGGGACGCUGUGGCCUUUAGGCCGAUGGGGGAUAAGGUGGGAAGUUACGCCAGGGCGGCGGCCGCUGGGAAAGUAAAAGGAAAGGGGAAGGCCAAGGGGAAAGGCAAGGCGAAUGGGAAGGCUGCAGUCGAGGAGGUCAAGGAGGACGACGAGGGCGCGGUAGUCUUUGAGAUGUACAAGGCAACAUGGGCGACGCCGGGGUUUAGGGAGUAUCAUCGUCGGAUGCAGUUGUUCAUCCUGCUGUUCAUAGAAGGGGGGAGCUAUGUCCACGAAGACGAAGAUGCGUGGGAGUUUAUCACACUCUUCGAGAAGCGUAAAAGGCCAGAAUCCGAUGUCUACACCUACCACUUUGUUGGCUAUACCUCGGUCUACCCGUUCUGGUGUUACCCAGAUCAGGUCCGACUACGCUUAAGUCAAUUCGUCAUCCUGCCGCCAUAUCAACAACAAGGACACGGAUCCAAGCUCUACUCGGCGCUGUAUCAACAUGUCCUGACGCGUCCGGAAGUCGCCGAGCUCACGGUCGAAGACCCCGCCGAGGCAUUCGAGGAUCUCCGAGAUCGGAACGAUCUGCGAUAUUUCGUUCAGCAGGGAGUGACGGAGGAUCCGAACUUUUUGGUGGAUGUGGGGUCGGAUAAGCGGGCGGGGAGGGCGCUGUGGGAGAUGGGGAUCAGGAAAAAGUACAAGAUUGCGCAGCGCCAAUUCGACCGGGUCCUCGAAAUGCUUCUCCUCCGCCAAUUGAAUCGUAAAGAUCCGACAAAACUGCGCGCGUACAGGUUACACGUCAAAGGCAGACUGUAUCGCUUCAACUACGAAAUGCUGUGUCAGAUGACACUGGAGGAGCGGAAAGAGGCGCUGGCGAAAACGUACGAGUCGGUUGUAGAGGACUACGACCGGAUACUCGAGAUGACCUUCCACUGA